AUGUCGUCAGCAACGACCUUUUACAAUUUCGAGCCCGUUGACAAGAAAGGAGAGCCCUUCCCCCUCUCGUCGCUGCAGGGCAAGGUGGUCUUGGUCGUCAACACUGCGUCAAAAUGCGGCUUCACCCCGCAGUUUGCCGGCCUCGAAGAGCUCUACAAAUCAAUCACCUCCUCGCACCCAGAUAAAUUCACCGUACUAGGCUUCCCGUGCAACCAGUUCGGCUCUCAGGACCCUGGAAGCAACGACGAAAUCCAGAGUUUCUGCCAGGCCAACUACGGCGUCACAUUCCCUGUCCUUGGCAAGAUAGACGUGAACGGCGAUAACACCGCGCCGGUGUACAGCUGGCUGAAGAAGGAGAUGCCUGGUCUCAUGGGACUGAAGAGGGUCAAGUGGAACUUUGAGAAGUUCCUGAUCGAUGCAAACGGGAAGGUUGUUGGACGGUGGGCAAGCACCACCAAACCCGAGUCUCUCAAGAGCACCAUCUUGAGCGAAAUUGAGAAGGCCGGCAAGGCUUCUCAGCUCUAG
Messenger RNA from Arthroderma uncinatum, 525 nucleotides. RefSeq names its product glutathione peroxidase. Lineage: Eukaryota; Fungi; Ascomycota; Eurotiomycetes; Onygenales; Arthrodermataceae. The coding region runs from base 1 to 525 and encodes 174 amino acids. Gene Ontology annotation, molecular function: glutathione peroxidase activity. The transcript has 2 exons. Gene Ontology annotation, biological process: response to oxidative stress. The record is from RefSeq and is a predicted model, not a curated record.